AUGGAUGCGCUGUCCUACAUUGACUCCUUCGCCUUCUGCUUCCAUGAGGGGGUGGCUGUUAUGGGACAUCAGCAUGAAAUAUGGAGGAAGGAGACUGACUGUCAGCUGGAUGGCCACAGGUUUCCGGUGCUGGUGAGAGAUUCCAUCUGCGCCACCAUCCACUUCCUGAGGUCCCUGAAGCUGUACGGGGUGGAUCCAGCCUGCGUUGUGGUUUAUGGUGACAGCUUGGGAGGAGCGAUAGCAACUAUAGUGUGUCAAAACCUCUUGGACUAUCCAGAUCUACCGAAGAUCCGCGCCCAGGUCCUUGUCUACCCUGGUCUCCAAGGUAUUGAUUUCCAGUGCCCGUCGUAUCAGCAGAACAAGAACGUCCCGUUGCUCAGCCUGGACUUCGCUUUCCUCUGUUGGAGCAGCUACCUGAGCAUCAACCUCGCCUGGAAGAGCAUCAUCCUGCAAAAUGCGCACUUGCCCCCUGCAGUGUGGGCAAAGUAUCAGAAGUGGCUGGGCCCAGACAACAUCCCUGAGAGGUUUAAGCAGAGGGGGUACCAGCCGAAGACCCCUGGGCCCCUGAAUGAGGAUGCCUACCAGGAGUGCCUCCUGGCUCUGGAUGAGAUGGUCUCGCCCCUGAUCGCCUCUGAUGACGUGGUGUCGCGGCUCCCGGAAACCUGCAUUGUCAGCUGUGAGCACGACCUUCUCCGGGACCACUCGCUGCUGUACAAGAAGAGGCUGGAGGACCUUGGUGUCCCGGUGACCUGGCACCACUUGGACGACGGCUUCCACGGGGCGCUGUCCUUCCUGGACAUGCCCUUCUUCAGCUUCCCCUGUGCCUGGAAGAUUCUGGAUGCCACGGUCCGCUUCAUAAAUGACUUGUAA
Condylura cristata (star-nosed mole) is the source of this 870-nucleotide messenger RNA. Its product is annotated as arylacetamide deacetylase-like 3. Gene Ontology annotation, biological process: triglyceride catabolic process. Gene Ontology annotation, molecular function: triacylglycerol lipase activity; sterol ester esterase activity. NCBI's taxonomy places the organism in Eukaryota, Metazoa, Chordata, Mammalia, Eulipotyphla, Talpidae. The record is from RefSeq and is a predicted model, not a curated record. The transcript has 3 exons. Gene Ontology annotation, cellular component: cytosol. The coding region runs from base 1 to 870 and encodes 289 amino acids.